AUGUCGGGCCGCAAACUGGGCGGCGGCCGUGUUCUAGGGAGCGGCAAGGGCCUUGCACCCCCGACACCUCCGGCUGCGAAUGCGCCUCGAGUUGCGAGCCCAUUAGCAGCUUCAGAAAGCAGCAUCUCGAUAGCUUCUUCGUCAAUAUCACCACCCAUAAGUGGAAUAUCGCCAGAUCUUCCAGGCCAGGACAUCGGUAAUAGCAUCAGCGUUGGCGCUCAAGGGAAAGGUGGACCUGCAGAUGGCGCCCUCAUGACUCUUCUACAACUAAAUCGACACAUUGACGAUACCCAUCAAGAAUUACCAGAGGAGGAACAGGAUGAAGUGAAGACCUGGUUCGACAAGCAGGUGCUGAAGGCCAAACGAUUCCAGCCCCUGUCCCUCAUCAACCAGAAGCUACGAGGUCUCGAUGUGUUCGAGUCGAACGAAUCUGUUCCCGUCGCUCCCCCACCCUCCACUGCUGCUGGAAAGACCCCCCUCGAAGGUCCUAUAGAUCCCGACGAACUCAUCACGCGACAGCACUGGCAGCGCUCGACAAGCUACGAUUUGUGUACCGACCCGACUUGCGGAAAGAGCCUAGGGCCAUUAAACGGGAGCAUCAACUGUCGACACUGUGGAUUACUGUUCUGCGAGGAGCACACCAUGUACCAGAUGAAGUUGAGUCGGAGCGCGAAACAUGAACCAGUUCGCGGUUAUUGGGCACGAGUAUGCGAGACAUGCUUUAAAUCAAGAGAAGGAUACAACGACCACCAGGGAGUCUUGACGGAUCACACCAAUGCAUUCGUUGAAAUAAGAAGAAAGAAGGUCGAACGGCAGAACUUGGAGAUUUCACGGCUCGAAAAACGAUUAACAAAACUCACGAAACUAUUAGCGAACCCCCCUGAAAAGCUCACGCAAUCUAACGGAUCCUUGCUUGGUCCGGUAACUUCAUUAGCAGGACAGAAGAACCCUCGCAAGCUCAUCGAACAAUCGGUCGUUACCUGGGAAGAAGAUGCAACAGUCGCAAAAUGCCCCUUUUGUCAGCAGGAGUUUGGAUCGUGGACGUUCAGGAGACACCACUGUCGUAUAUGUGGUCGUGUUGUCUGUGGCGACCCUCAGACAGGUUGCUCUUCAGAAGUUGGAUUAAAUGUAUCAAGUGACACGAAUGGAGCGACGAGAUCACCUUCAGGAACUGAGAAACCAUCUUCAACAGUCAACGGCGGGCAAGUUGGUAUAGACAUUCGAAUGUGUCGCGAUUGCAAACACACCAUAUUCUCUGCACGCGACUUCGCAGCCUCACUACAACACAAACCCGCGGAUCAGCGAGCAUACGAGACUUUACGGCAGUUCGAGCGCGGCAUCCAACAGCUUCUGCCUUCUUUCCAUCGCGUACUGUUGAAUCUACAGCCAGAAAAGAAAGAAAGUGGAGAAAUAGAUCUUAACAAACCCCCACCAACACACGCUCAAAUCCAAGAAGCAGCCAAAAUUCGAAAGCGUUUGGUCGACAGUUUUGCCAAAUAUGGCACGGCGGCGAAACGACUCCGCGAUCUGCCCACGGAAAGCCCUACGCAACACCGUCUCCAAGCGGCCAUAUAUACAUAUGCUAGCGGCUUUCUCCAUACGAAUAUGUUGCCCCUCAAAAGCUUACCGCAGAUGCUCCGCUCGCGCUCGUCUGCAUCAUCCUCUACAGCGGUUUCCACACAGCGGCUCUUGGCUUCGCAUCACCAUUCUGGUUCCAGUUUACGUCACUCAGAGCUUGCGGACACUGAAACGUCGUCACAAGCACCUAGUGAGGGAAGUACAGUUGUCAGCCAGCUUGAGACUGAAGAAAAGGAGCUUCGAGAGCGACUGGUCGUCUUGGAAGAACAGAAAUUCAUGGUUGAAUCCAUGAUCAAAACCGCACAAGGCUCAAGGCGGUUUGAGGAAGUCAGUGCCUUGUCUCGGAAUGUGGAUGAGUUAGAUGCCGAGAUUAAGGUCUUGAAAAACAAGGUGGGCGGCGUUGAAGACCGAUGGGAGGGUGUGUAUCGCAAUGGUGUUGUAUAA
Fusarium coffeatum is the source of this 2022-nucleotide messenger RNA. RefSeq lists its product as uncharacterized. The transcript has 2 exons. Bases 1 to 2022 code for a protein of 673 amino acids. Lineage: Eukaryota; Fungi; Ascomycota; Sordariomycetes; Hypocreales; Nectriaceae. The record is from RefSeq and is a predicted model, not a curated record. Gene Ontology annotation, molecular function: metal ion binding.